Molecule: messenger RNA, 912 nt
Organism: Nicotiana tabacum (common tobacco)
Lineage: Eukaryota; Viridiplantae; Streptophyta; Magnoliopsida; Solanales; Solanaceae
Product: bifunctional monodehydroascorbate reductase and carbonic anhydrase nectarin-3-like
Biological process (GO): one-carbon metabolic process
Molecular function (GO): carbonate dehydratase activity; zinc ion binding
Source: RefSeq, a predicted model, not a curated record
UUGAAGAUAUAUAAUAAAGAUGGCAGCAACCAAAAGCUUGUUCAUUAUUUCUUUUCUUUUCCUUUCAAGUGCAUUUCUUGCAAGAUCUGCAGAAGUUGAUGAUGAGAGUGAGUUUAGUUACGAUGAAAAAAACGAGAAUGGACCAGCUAACUGGGGCAAGAUUUAUCCAGAAUGGAACACCUGCAAUACUGGAAAAUUGCAGUCUCCAAUUGAUCUUCUUAACAAAAGGGUUGAAGUAGUAUCAAACUUGGGAAAACUUCGUAAGCAUUACAAACCAUCCAAUGCCACUCUCUUGAACAGAGGCCACGAUAUGAUGUUGAGAUGGGAAGGUGGUGCAGGUCACUUGAAGAUAAAUGGAACAAAAUAUCAACUCAAACAAUGUCAUUGGCACACACCUUCUGAACACACUAUCAAUGGAAAAAGGUUUAAUUUGGAGGCUCAUUUAGUACAUGAAAGCGAUGAUGGAAAGACUGCUGUAAUUGGAAUCAUGUACAAGAUUGGACGGCCUGAUUUCUUCUUAUCUAUGAUAGAGAAGGAUUUGAAAGCUCUUGCCAAUACAAAAGGUAUAGAGAGGGCCAUUGGAACUAUUGAUCCAAAUCUAAUAAAAAUGGAUGGAAAAAAAUAUUACAGGUAUAUUGGCUCUCUAACAGUACCGCCUUGCACUGAAGAUGUUGUCUGGACUAUUGAUAGAAAGGUGAAAACUAUAACGAAAAGACAAAUGAAACUGAUCCGAGAAGCUGUUCAUGACGAAUCUAAAACCAAUGCCAGACCAGCCCAGCCAGUAAACAAACGUCCUAUCAAAUUCUACAAACCAGAAGAAAGGCCCUGAAAAAGAAGUGAAAUUAUUCUGUAGCCAUAGUUCAAAAAGAGACCAUACGCUCUCUCUAAAUUUAGCUGUUGACGUCGUUAUUA